Bradysia coprophila is the source of this 674-nucleotide messenger RNA. RefSeq lists its product as uncharacterized. NCBI's taxonomy places the organism in Eukaryota, Metazoa, Arthropoda, Insecta, Diptera, Sciaridae. The record is from RefSeq and is a predicted model, not a curated record. Gene Ontology annotation, molecular function: protein binding.
CAGUGAGCAUUUUACUCAAAGUGAUACAACUCAUAGUGUUGAUAAUGAAGGCCUUGCUUAAUAUUCUAUUUACCGCACUGAUUGUGCACUCGACACAAGCAUGUCGAGAUGGACCAUGUGAUCCAUUCUGUGCUGGGGAAAUAAAGGAUCCAUCGAAGAAGUUAACAUUUUACUCAGAGUUUGCACUAAAUCGUUUCAACGAAAACUUUGACGGAGAUGAAAAAUUCGUUCGUGUGAGUGGUGGAAAGUGUACAUAUAAUGAUGACUGUUGCGACUAUGAUGAGUCGCCAAUUUGCGCUAUACCAGAACCGGGAGCGGAUGGACUUCCGCAAACGUUCGCCAACUUUUGCGAAUUGAAUGAAUUCAAUUGCAAUAAUCCGAAAAAUGAAUACGUAUAUUACCAUGAUGAAACUUGCAAUGUCCUGGACGACCCAACUCCUUCAGAGAAAGAAUGUGAAUGUCUGGACUGUACCGAUGAGCCGUGGAAGCCAGUAUGCGCAUAUCCGGCUCAACCGAAAGAGGCACAGCCGGUCACUUUCUCGAACUCUUGUUGGAUGAAAAAGUUCAAUUGCGAAGUCCCUGACUAUCCAUUCCUGUACUGGCACGAAGAGGGUUGUUAUAGCGACCCACCAAUUAAGAAUUAAGCGGAUUUGUCAGCCGACCUAUUAUUUGAU